This is a messenger RNA of Lacerta agilis (Sand lizard), 1735 nucleotides long. RefSeq names its product coiled-coil and C2 domain-containing protein 2A-like. Gene Ontology annotation, cellular component: ciliary transition zone. Lineage: Eukaryota; Metazoa; Chordata; Lepidosauria; Squamata; Lacertidae. Gene Ontology annotation, biological process: non-motile cilium assembly; protein localization to ciliary transition zone. The record is from RefSeq and is a predicted model, not a curated record.
UAAGAGAUAGGAGGCUGGGUGAGAGGGACACACUAUGGCAGCUACCAGUGACCGGUCACCACGCAGCUUGCCUCCAGCUCCAUGCACCUCGGGGACAAGCUUUGCAGAGUUUUCCAUGAGAGAGAAACUGAAAGCUGCACGGUCUAAAGCAGGAAGUGCUCUUUUGCAAGAAGCCUCAGGUCCUCAUCUGCGGUCCCUGAAAAGCCUCAGAGAGAUGAAAGCACAAACUAGCACAAACUUGUUGGAGAAUGAGACAGAUGAAGGUGAACUGAGUGCAAGAGAAGAGAAUAAAUGCAAGGUGUCAGCAAGAGUAAAGUUCCACGAUUCUGUCAGAAAAGUCAAGCAAAAAUCACAGGCUAGUUAUCCUUCUUCUGAAGAAGCCUAUAACUUCUUCACUUUCAAUUUUGGUCCUGAACCAGAGAAUGUUGUGGGUGAAAUGCAAAACAAGACUAAGGGCGUGUUGAAUCUAGAUGGCAAGGAGAGGGAAAAUCAGGAAUCUGCACUCAGCCCCCGAGAAGAACAAGAAGAAAGUGAAAUGGAUGAAGAGGAGCAUCUUGUUCAUGAAAAAGAGGAUGAUGACCUAUUCCUUAUAGCAGCAGCCGGGACUAUGGAGACUUUGAAUGGCACCAGCCUCGGCGAGCCUCUGAAGUCGCCGCAGAGCCUGCACCACUCCUUCGCCGAGAAGAAGGGGCUCCACCGAGCUCCUUCCCCAGCCAAACCUUUCCUCAAAGACCUCCACGCCCGGGCAGCUUCUGCCAAGCCCCCGCCGGUGCACCCCAAAUUCCCCAGCCUCUCCAUGGUUGAAAAACACUGCCUUAUAGAACACACAGCCCUGGACUUCCUAGUGACUAGACCUGCAGCAUAUGAAAGCUACUCUGCUCGCGUGCAGAAAGAGAGAGAAAUAUUGUUCAUCCCAAGUAUGCUAAGAGUGCCUGCCUCUCUGAAGGUACCAGAAAAUAUGCAGCCAAGGUACCUUGAGGAUGAAGGUCUGUACACAGGAGUGCGUCCUGCUGUGUCACUGUCAAACCAAAAUAUUGUAGAGAACAGGAUUCUCAAGCAGGAACAGGGGAAAAGGUGGUUUGGAGAUGGUGGCCAGAUUCGGGCUUUGCCCAAUCCAGUUAAACAGUCUCUUACUAGACCUCCAAUAUUCCCAGUCGAGGACGGUAAAGAACCAGAGCUGGUGACAUUUUAUAAAAAGGCCAUAAAAAUGAGGCUGGCUAAUCAGUACAUUGUUGGAUCCGGGGACCCUCAGGGGCAGUUUCAGCUGGAUCUCGAAAUUUCUGGAUUAAUAUUCACGCACCACCCCUGCUUUAGCCGUGAGCAUGUCUUGGCAGCCAAGCUGGCUCAGUUGUAGGAUCAGUAUCUAGCAAGGAGAAAGAAAAAUAUUACGGAACUUCUUACAGAUAAGCUGCAUGCUCUGAGAAAUGCCUUGGAGAAUAUUUCAGAUCCUGGCGAAGGUGGGAUUCUUAAUCCAGUAGCAAAACAAAGCAGAACUGAAUACAAGAUUGAAAUAAGGCAAACAAGACGACUUUGUGAUGUUGAGCAAGAAAGAGAUAGGACAUUGCUUAAGGCCAUUAUCAAAGUGCGUGAUUUCCAGAGGUUCACUAACACACCCCUGAAGCUCUACCUGAGGAAGGAAGAUGUUGAUCAAAGGUUGGACGAGAAGACAUGUGAAGCAGAAAUUCAGGCUGAAAUAUCUGAGUUAAUAGAAGAAAACAUUGAAGAGUUCAAGUAA